Onychomys torridus (southern grasshopper mouse) is the source of this 330-nucleotide messenger RNA. RefSeq names its product histone H2A-Bbd type 1-like. Gene Ontology annotation, cellular component: nucleosome. The transcript has a single exon. NCBI's taxonomy places the organism in Eukaryota, Metazoa, Chordata, Mammalia, Rodentia, Cricetidae. The record is from RefSeq and is a predicted model, not a curated record. Gene Ontology annotation, molecular function: structural constituent of chromatin; DNA binding; protein heterodimerization activity. The coding region runs from base 1 to 330 and encodes 109 amino acids.
AUGGAAGAGAAAAGGCGUAAGCAGAACAUAUCCCGGUCCAGAAGAGCUCAGCUGCAGUUUUCUGUGAGCCUUGUCGACCACUUCCUCCGAGAAGGAAACUUCUCUCAGCAUCUGAGCGCUUCCCCAUCAGGGUUCCUCAACGGUGUACUCGAGUCCCUGACAUCCAAUAUCCUUGACCUGACCAGCAAGGAGGCCCACAGCAGCGGCAAGAAGCUCCUGGACUCAGAGCAUGUGUCCCAGGCAAUACAGAACAACGAAGAGCUUCAUCAAUUCGUCCAAGAUGACAACAAAUCUGUGGUUGACAAGACACCAGAACCCGAUAAGAACUGA